Molecule: messenger RNA, 2114 nt
Organism: Jaculus jaculus (lesser Egyptian jerboa)
Lineage: Eukaryota; Metazoa; Chordata; Mammalia; Rodentia; Dipodidae
Product: zinc finger protein 791-like
Exons: 4
Coding region: 71-1831 (586 amino acids)
Biological process (GO): negative regulation of transcription by RNA polymerase II; central nervous system development; regulation of cytokine production
Cellular component (GO): nucleus
Molecular function (GO): DNA-binding transcription factor activity, RNA polymerase II-specific; RNA polymerase II cis-regulatory region sequence-specific DNA binding
Source: RefSeq, a predicted model, not a curated record
GGUUGUGUGGCGCCGCCUGCCGCCGCGGGGCCUCGGCGGUCUGCGGAGCUGGGAGGUGGCCCGGCGGACAAUGGAUUCCGUGGCCUUGGAAGACGUGUCUGUGCAGUUCACCCGGGAGGAGUGGGCUCUGCUGGAUCCUUCACAGAAGAAACUCUACAGAGAUGUGAUGCGGGAAACCUUCAGGAACCUGACUUCUGUCGGGAAUAAAUUGGGAGACCAGAAUAUUACAGAUCAGUACAAAAUUCAGAAGAAAAAUCUGAGAAGUUAUGUGAUCCAGAGGCUUUGUGAAAGUAAAGAAAGUAGCCAACAUGGAGAAACCUUCAGCCAGAUCCCAAAACCCCGUUUGACCAAGAAAACUACUGAAAUAAAACCAUACAAUUGCAGCAUAUGUGGAAAAGGCUUCAUGCUGCAUUCUUCCCUUACCAGGCAUAUCAGGUCUCACCCUGGACAUGAACUUGAUGGCUUUAAAAAUAGAGAAAAGCCAUAUAAAUGUAAGGACUGUGGGAGCACCUUCAGUUACCUCAAGUCCUUCCAGAGACAUGAACGGGCCCACACGGGGGAGAACCCGUACACGUGUGCGCGGUGCGGGAAGGCCUUCAUUUACUACCGGCCCUUCCAAGCGCACGAGCGCGCGCAUGGCGGCGCGGCGCCCUACCAGUGCCAGCACUGCGGCAAGGCCCUGAGCUCCCCGGGCUCCCUCCGGAUCCACACCCGGAUUCACACGGGAGAGAAGCCCUACGCGUGUAAGAAAUGUGGGAAAGCCUUCAGCUGUCCCAGUUCAAUUCAGAUUCACGAAAGAACGCACACUGGAGAGAAGCCGUACAAGUGUCAGGAGUGUGGGAAAGCCUUCGUUUCCCGCACCAGCGUGCAAACGCACAUGGUCACGCAUAACGGAGACAGGCCUUACAAAUGUACGGAGUGCGGAAAGGCGUUCAUUCGCCCAAGUUUUCUCCGCGUGCAUGAACGCAUCCACACCGGAGAGAAGCCAUACGAGUGUAAGCAGUGUGGCAAAGCCUUCAGAUGCUCCACGUCCAUCCAGAUUCACGAGCGGACUCACACGGGGGAGAAACCGUACAAGUGCAAGGAGUGCGGGAAAGCCUUCAGCGCGCGCCCCGCCUUCCGGGUGCACAUGCGCGUGCACACGGGGGAGAAGCCGUACAAGUGCAGGGAGUGCGGCAAGGCCUUCAGCCGCCACAGCUACUGCAAGGUGCACGAGCGGACUCACACUGGAGAGAAGCCAUACGAGUGCAAAAAGUGUGGGAAGACCUUCAAUUACCCUCUAGACUUGCAAAUCCACGAGCGAAAUCACACCGGAGAGAAACCCUACGAGUGUAAGAAGUGUGCCAAAGCGUUCAUUUCCCUGGAGAACUUCCGGAGGCACGCGAUAACGCACACCGGGGACGGGCCGUACAAGUGUGCGGAGUGCGGGAAGGCCUUCAUUUUCCUCAGCGCGCUGCGCACGCACGAGCGGACGCACACGGGCGAGAAGCCGUUCGAGUGCAAGCUCUGCGGCAAGGCCUUCAGCUGUUCGAGCUACGUGCAGAUCCACGAGCGGACGCACACGGGCGAGAAGCCGUACGCGUGCGCGCAGUGCGGGAAGGCCUUCAUCUACCCCACCAGCUUCCAGGGACACCUGCGGACGCACACGGGCGAGAAGCCGUACCGCUGCGAGCGGUGCGGGAAGGCCUUCAGCCUGCGCAGCUCCUUCCAGAGGCACGAGCGGACGCACAGCGGGGAGAAGCUCUUCGAGUGCAAGCACUGCGGGAAAGCCUUCUCUUUGUCUGCGUCCCUGUAUAACCACGUGAAGCUGCACACGCGCCAGAAGCCGUGACGACGAGGGGCGGAGCCUCGGCCCCGCAGCCAGUGCGUGCAGUCACGAAGACGCCCAGAACUGGACGGCAACGGUGAUGUGACUCCUGCAAGAUGGGCCAGGAGAUUCAGACUGCGGAGGGAGCAUUAUAAAAGCCAAAGAGCAUCGUUAGCACUCUAUUCCUUAUUAUGUACAUAUUAAUAUGUAUUUUAUAUAUAUGUAGUAUAUACACAUACAUGCUUACAUAUUUUUAUUUGAGGCAAAGAGUGCGGGCGCCAGGACCUCUAGCCACUGGUGAACGAAC